Messenger RNA from Lachancea thermotolerans CBS 6340, 261 nucleotides. RefSeq lists its product as uncharacterized. The record is from RefSeq and is a predicted model, not a curated record. The transcript has a single exon. Lineage: Eukaryota; Fungi; Ascomycota; Saccharomycetes; Saccharomycetales; Saccharomycetaceae. The coding region runs from base 1 to 261 and encodes 86 amino acids.
AUGCCCCAGAAAGCACUCAAAGUUACGAAAAAGACCAAGGAUCCCAGAAGGGUGACAAAAAAGCAGAAGAAUCUGCGUGCUGCUGCCCCUCUUCAAAUCAAAUCAAAAAAGAAGUCUCUCGCUCAUAUGAAAAAACUUAAUAGAGCUUCUUCGCUCACGGAGGCCACUGAAAAGCUGAUAGCUAGCCGAGUAGGUCACUUGGAGCUUCUCAAAGGCACCAGGAAGGAGCUCGCGGGCCAGGGCAGCAAGGGCAAGAAAUAG